Molecule: messenger RNA, 1137 nt
Organism: Pleuronectes platessa (European plaice)
Lineage: Eukaryota; Metazoa; Chordata; Actinopteri; Pleuronectiformes; Pleuronectidae
Gene: galr2b
Product: galanin receptor 2b
Exons: 2
Coding region: 1-1137 (378 amino acids)
Biological process (GO): G protein-coupled receptor signaling pathway
Cellular component (GO): membrane
Molecular function (GO): G protein-coupled receptor activity
Source: RefSeq, a predicted model, not a curated record
AUGUCUGAUUUCGAGGAUUUCAUCAAGCCGGGGGGGCAGGCGAACGUGUCCGAGACCUACCAGCUGAACGCCACCAGCGUGAUCGUGUCGGUGGUCUUCUCCCUCAUCUUCCUGCUGGGCACCGUCGGCAACAGCCUGGUGCUGGCCGUGCUGCUGCGGAGCGGCCAGGUCGGCUACAACACCACCAACCUCUUCAUCCUCAACCUGAGCGUGGCCGACUUCUUCUUCAUCAUCUUCUGCGUCCCUUUCCAAGCCACCAUCUACUCCCUGGAGGGCUGGGUGUUCGGCUCCUUCAUGUGCAAGGUGGUGCACUUCUUCAUCAACCUCACCAUGUACGCCAGCAGCUUCACGCUGGCCGCCGUCUCUGUGGACAGGUAUCUUGCCAUUCGUUACCCACUCCGCUCCAGAGAACUACGCACCCCCUGUAACGCGGUGGUUGCCAUGGUGAUCAUCUGGGGUCUCUCGCUGGUCUUUGCCGGUCCGUACCUCAGCUACUACGACCUGAUCGACUUCAACAACAGCACCGUGUGCAUCCCGGGCUGGGAGGAGCAGAACCGCAAGGUGCUGGACACGUGCACCUUUCUGGUCGGCUACGUCAUCCCCGUGCUCAUCGUGAGCCUCUCGUACACCCGGACCAUCAAGUACCUGUGGACGGCCGUCGACCCUCUGGACGGCAUGUCCGAGUCCAAGAGGGCCAAACGCAAAGUCACCAAAAUGAUCAUCAUCGUCACGGUGCUCUUCUGCAUAUGCUGGCUGCCGUACCACGUGGUGAUCCUGUGCUACCUCUACGGGGACUUCCCCUUCAAUCAGACCACGUACGCCUUCAGGCUCCUCUCUCACUGCAUGGCCUACGCCAACUCCUGCGUCAACCCCAUCGUGUACGCUCUGGUGUCCAAGCACUUUCGCAAAGGGUUCAAGAAGGUGUUCAGCUGCAUCCUCAGCAAAAACGGGAGGAAUAAGGUCCACGUGGUGCACGUGGCCAACACCGUGCCCGGGUUCGAGGCGGGCUCCACGGAGGUGUCGCAGAUGCACGAGGAGAACAUACGACAGAAUGAAUGUGAGAUGAUAAACAGGCCGAUCGCGGAGCCAAGAGAGGCCACGGUGACACUGAAUCUGCCCUUUCAGCGGCAGACUUGA